AUGUCGCUCAAGAUCUACGAUGUGGACCCGACGCUGUUGCGCUGGGUGCUGAUGGGCGGCUUCGAGGAGGAAGACCACCACGCCGUGCCGAACCCUUUCACGUGGCUGCCGGAGUUGAUCUGGAUGCUGUUCCGCCGCGCGGCGACGCAGUUGGACGGCUUCGCUCACGUGACGGAGCUGGUGCAGCAGCAUGCGAUGUUCUUCAUGGACUUCUACGAGUCUUCGAACCCGCUAGAGCUGGAGCUGCCCGGUGUGCUGAACGACAUGUCGAGCAUAGAGAAGCUGGUCGUGGUACGAUGUCUGCGCAUGGACAAAGUGGUGCCAGCCAUCCGCAACUACGUCAGCGAGACGCUUGGCGAGUACUUUGUCGAGCCGCCGCUCUACGCGUUGGAGACGGUGGUGGACGAGCUCUCCUACGACCCUUCGGUGCCAAUUAUCCUCGUGCUCUCGCCCGGCGCAGACCCGCAUGCGGAGCUGGACCGUGUCGCAGAGCUGCGAGGCAUGGCGCAAAGCAAGCUGUUCAAGCUCUCGCGCGGCCAGGGCCAAGACGUGCCUGCCUGUGAGAUGAUGGAUACCGGGACGAAGGAAGGACAUUGGGUGUUUUUGCAAAACUGCCACCUCUACGCCGACUUCAUGCCGCGUCUGUCGCGCAUGAUCGAGGACUACAGCGAUGCGGCGGCCAAGGAGCGGCUGCACCGCAACUACCGCCUGUGGCUGACGUCGCUGCCCAGUGACGUUUUCCCGUUUGCCAUUUUGCAGAACGGCGUGAAACUGGUGCAGGAGCCGCCGAAAGGACUCAAGAGCAACCUGCUGCAGUCCUACCUGUCCGACCCGGUCGCGGAUGCGGAGUUCUUCAACGGCGCCGACAUGCCCGAGGCGUGGCAGAAGCUUCUUUUUGGCCUCAAUUCUGUUUAG
Molecule: messenger RNA, 915 nt
Organism: Leptomonas pyrrhocoris
Lineage: Eukaryota; Euglenozoa; Kinetoplastea; Trypanosomatida; Trypanosomatidae
Product: putative dynein heavy chain
Exons: 1
Coding region: 1-915 (304 amino acids)
Biological process (GO): microtubule-based movement
Cellular component (GO): dynein complex
Molecular function (GO): dynein intermediate chain binding; dynein light intermediate chain binding; minus-end-directed microtubule motor activity
Source: RefSeq, a predicted model, not a curated record